GGAAACGAGAGCGCGCCAGCAGCCGGCUUCCCCUGCACGAUCGGCUUCCCCGCAGCAAAAGAUCUGCGCGGUCCCACAACGGCAAGAUGUAGCCGCAGUCCCCCUUCACGAAGCAUCUUCCUCCUUCGGAUCGUCGCACACACACACAUAACCCCCCCUCUCCGGUAGCAUCACCGUGUAGCUUUCACCGCAUCAUGAAGGUGCGGCGAUCGGUCGGGCGCGGUCGGCGCCGGAACCAGACACCAGCGUGAUGUGGAACGAGACAAGCGACGGCAACGGGACGCUCCUGGGAGAGGCCUGGUGGAGGAACCGCGUGCAGGUUGCUUCUCCAGACUGGCCCGAGCUUCGUUCUCACGUGCAGUGGUUGUGGCCCGUGCAUGCGUAUGGACUGGCCUGCCUCUUUCUAGGCCUGGCCGUUACUACGUUCCUCACUGGCCUCGGCCUGCGCGCCCAGCUGUCCGCUCGUCCCCACCUGUCCUCCCUCAACGUCUUCCUCCUCCUACUGGGCCUCACACGAUGCCUGUGCCUCUUCCUAGACCCCUACGGCUCAAAGCAGCUCAUCCCUACCGUCAUGCUGGCCAUGUUGUGGGACCUGGGCUUCCCGUGUCUUCUGUCUGCAUUUUCACUUCUGCAGUUGGCCUUUCUGGAAACCACGCAAGCCGCGGUGUCCCCGAAGCGGUUGGCGGACGAGACAUGCAUAUCGCUGGUUGUCGUGCUACAUUUCUGUCUCACCAUCGCCUCCGAUAUCCUCUGGGCGCUACAGAACACGCUGCGCGUGGUGUGGCUGUUCAGUCAGCUGGCGUUCACAGCCUGGGGUCUAUUCCUGUGCACCAUGUGCGUGUUUUCCUGCAUGCGCCUCCAGCGCUCCAUCGCCGAACUGCCCAUGUUGUUCCUGCCCAGAACGGAAUCGACAGCCUGGUACGACAACAAAGGGAUCUUGCCUCUCAGCACGCUUCAAAGGUCAAGCAGUACAAAGAUCUGCUGCCCUGCGCCAGGAAGGGGCCGAACGUCCGGCAAUGGCGACGUAGGUCCACAAGACACCCUAGCACCACGUAUUAGGAUUACAGACGAAAACGACCAAACACAGAGCUACGAGAGCUCCCUUCCCAGCAUCGCAAACACAACUUCGCCCACGGAUCCGAGCCAGCUGAACAGGGAGAUCUCCACUACGGCAGUGGGAGUCCGGUCCCAGGGAUCUAUGCCACUCUCACCGUCGCAGCUCAGGGAAGACUCUUCUCAACGAAAGCCACUGAUGGCUCCGAACAAGGUGAGCUCAGAGUACGCCCUCGCGUCCAUAGCUGCCGGGGAGGCGCAAGGAACAACCGUCGCGAGGAGAGCCACACUGCCGCGGGCGUCUAUCGUCACCCACCAGUGGAGACGUGAAGGCCUUCUUGCUUCCAUCCUGACGAAUGGCAGCCGUCGGCAACAGCAGCAUCCGGCCGCUCUCUCAGAUUCCUUGAAGCCUUCCCGACGUAGUCGUGUGGAGAAGCUGCUGCGGCAGACAAUGUUGGCCGCGAUCUUCGGAAUCGCUCUCAGCAUUCUGCAGGGCUACGGCGUCGCAGGACCACACGGCAUCUUCGCCACCACGCCCAGAGCUGAGGUUCUGCCCUGGUUCGCCUACCAGACGGUGCACAGAUGUCUCGAGUUUGCAAUGGGGUGUCUGAUGGCCUGCAUCAGCAGAAAGUCCUUGUACGGAAACAGCUGCUACUCACACGGAGCUGGCGGGAAGCACUAUCCAACCCUAUUUUCCUGAAGCAGAGGCCGCCCGCCGAACAGAAGGACGCAAGCAGAGGCCACAUACUAGGAGAUGCAUUUAGGAUAUGUAUCGACUCUUGCCAACACUACAGUACCUUGUGAUACAUCUUACACUAGAGCUUGUCACUUGCCAAGGAGUUUGAGAGAGGACUGUACCCCCCAUUCGUCACAUGUACCUCGUGUACCUCGGAAAGUCUCGAAAAACGAUUUUGAUGUAGAAACACUAUCCGUCAGUGCCCCUUAUACGAAGUAUCCAUCUAAUGUCCCACAAUGUAGUACCCCCACCCUAAAGUACCCACAUGAAGCUCACCCUCCAGAAACAAUCAGCUGCUUCAUCUUAGCUCCAGUCUUUUUCUUUUUUUGCUGCCGUAUUCAAUACGUCUAGAAUCUUCUCCUUAGUUAGGCUUUCCUGUCGCUUGUACGUAUUGCAGGGAAUACUUUGUAACUGGGGUACCCUGGAGUACAUUAUCAUAUUUACUCGCAUAACUGAGGCACCCUAAUGUUGGUACUUUCGCUGGUAUUCAGCACAGAUGGUUUCAGCAAUGCAGACUCGAAUGGUUCGGGAUAUAACGGUUGUCGAGUGCGCCAUCAGAGUUCCCCCCUGAGUUUUAUUGCAAAAAAAAAAAUGUUUAAGAAAGUACAGUAUUUACCCGCAUAAUUUGCGCACCCCUAGUUUAGCACUAAAAAUGACAAGGUAAGAAAAAAAAUUGUGUAAUUACCGCUCCCGCGUUUUUGCGCACGGAAAAUCUGUCACGCGCAUCUCAGCGACCGUGGAGAUUGCUUUUCCGCAACGCUGUCAGUGCUACCGAAAUUACUGCGGUGCUUCCGUCUGAUUUGCGCACACUUUCGGGUGGCGGUCCACUAACGCGACGGACGAUACUGUCACUCCAACUACAAAACGCGGAAAGAAACGCUGGACAAACACUCCAUGACGAACCUUACAGCACAGCACGACAAAGGUGACUAACAUAUAGCGUGCUUUCGGUCGUCAAGUACGACGAGCGGAGCCUUCCAGCAGCGUCUUGACGUGUUUCACAGGUACACGAUCGGCAGUGGGCCGGCAGUUUGCCUCUCGACCGUCGGCGGUUGCCCGGUACUUGGGUACUUCCUUCGCGCUUGCGCAAUGGAGUGAUAACGUCAAUAUCGGCUCUACCAUGGGCUUAGACUGGCACACUAACUUUGUUUUAGAAAAAGUGCGCAAAUUAUGCGAGUCAAUACGGUAGCCUUGAGUGUAGGGAGCCGAUAUUUUCCACUCGCAUGUUUUUUUUUUUGCAUAAUAAUCGCUCCCCCUCUACGGCAGUAUGUUUCUAUGGGGCAAGUGCAGCAAUUAUGCGAGUAAAUAAAUUAAUUACGUACCGCCCCCCCCUUACUAUUGUAGCAGAUCAGGCUCAAAGGCAACUAGUGCUUAAUAGGCACUGAUUGCGGCAACUUUGCCAUCAUUCCAUCCAAUCAGCAGGUAUAGAAUAUGCUUUUUAGAGAGCUAACUUUCUAUUGCAUCUCGGCUGUCACCAGCAAAAGUCCAGGUUUUGUAUCUUUGUUUCUAUUCUGCCACGAGCGUGCAAAGCCCGGAAACGUGGACAACAAAAAAAAUAUUCCACAUUCCAAAUCAAAGAACUGUGAUAUGAUAAAAGCAUUCUAAUCUCACAUGACCCCUAAUUUGCCAUGAUGCACUUUCAUCACUCACUAAAUCUCUCCACAACCUACUAUACUAUAUAUCACGUUUAUAAAAAAAAAUAUUUUUGGGACUGUGCAAGCGGUAAAAAUAGAGAGAAACUGGCAGAUACACAGAAACAAAAAUGGCCAUCGAAUAAGUAAUUGAAUCAAGCAUGAUUCUGACGUAGAUCAGCUGGAUAACUUCUGCAUGGCAUAUUGAAUUAGGAAGGCUACAUACAUAAUGAUGUACAGACAUAAAUCACAGGGCUAAACCUAUGCUUGCAUAAAGGUUCAGGGACAUACAUGGUCGGAAUAAAAAAAAUCAAUCGAUCUUAGGCUUCACUUGUUCAGAUAUGUCCUAGAAAAAUUCGCAUAAAUAAAAUGGCAAAAAUAAAUUAAAUAACAAAAAUAAAAUGAAGAUUAAAAAUAAAAUACAAAUAAAACAAAGUGACAUGAAAUGGCAAAACAUUUCAACGCAGGAUCUCAUUUCUGGCACCAGCCACACGCAUGGAACACUAAAUUCUCGGAUCAAACAUGCAGAAGCAAUUUGUAUUCAUUUUGGUUAUGAUUUUCUUGCACAGCCUCACAUAUUUUUCCUUCUGUUUCUUAAAAAAAAAAAACAUUCCAUCCUCUUGCACAAAAGAUACCUGAUCCCCCCCACCCUCUCCACCCACAUAACCUCUACACGUGUGUUUCCCCCUCUUACGUAAUGCAUGUACAAACCGUCACGUGGCAACAUACACACGACCCGUACGUGUGGGAAAAAAUUUUUUUGAAGUGCCAAAAAAAAAAAAAAGGUUUAUCGAGUGUUGUCAAAACGUUGGAGAAUUGUCCAUGGAUAGCAGUAAAAGAGUUAUCCAAUGUU
This is a messenger RNA of Ornithodoros turicata, 4273 nucleotides long. RefSeq lists its product as uncharacterized. The transcript has 10 exons. NCBI's taxonomy places the organism in Eukaryota, Metazoa, Arthropoda, Arachnida, Ixodida, Argasidae. The coding region runs from base 251 to 1753 and encodes 500 amino acids. The record is from RefSeq and is a predicted model, not a curated record.